AUGGCUGUAGCAGAACAGCGUAGAAAAGAAGACUACAAUUUAUGUGAGCGUCACUGUCUACGUGUGGCGUCUGUUUGCCCCACACCUAGUAGUAUUGAAAACUUCAACGCGAUAGGCCACAAUAAAGUGGCACAGCUUUCCAGGAUGGAUGGCUUACCGACAAUUCAACAAAUGUCAAGAUGUGAGCAUGCCGUUUUUGACUUUUCGAAAGUUCUAUUUUCGCUCGCACAUAAACCUAGCAAGGUUGUGUUUGAAAACAUCGACCCUAAAACAGGGGUGAAGGCGAGUGAGGAACCAGAUGGUGAACCUACCGAAGUGCAUAAAAAGGUUCUCAGUGGGUGGUCUGUAGACGAAGCUAUUCUGCGUCGUUGGAGUACAGCAAGGAGGGAGCGAACAGAGAUGGAAGGGCUUGGGGUGCUUCGUUCUGCAGAGGAGACGUCAAUAUUCAAGGAGGAAUUGGAGCGUCAGAAGGCAGAAGAGGCCGUGAAGGCGAGGGCGACCACCCCGAAGUGGUGA
Messenger RNA from Trypanosoma grayi, 516 nucleotides. RefSeq names its product ribosomal P protein AGP2beta-1. The transcript has a single exon. Bases 1 to 516 code for a protein of 171 amino acids. The record is from RefSeq and is a predicted model, not a curated record. Lineage: Eukaryota; Euglenozoa; Kinetoplastea; Trypanosomatida; Trypanosomatidae.